AUGUUGCGGGGAUACAAGUACAUUCUUGAGGAUUUUCUGGGUAUUGAAAGAGGUGCCGAUGGUGGUGCUGGAAUUGGAGGAGGUGCAGGUAGUGGUGGUGCUGCUGGAGGCGGCGUUGGAGGUGCUGAUGGAGGAGCUGGAGUUGGAGGAGGUGCAGGUGCAGGUGGUGCCGCUAGAGGUGGCGCUGGAGGAGGUGUAGGUGGUGGUGCUGGGGCUGGAGCUAGUGUUGGAGGAGCAGGUGGUGGUGGUGGAGUUGGAGGCAGUGCAGGUGCUGGUGCUGGUGCUGGUGCUGGUGCUGGAGGUGGCAUUGGAGGAGGUGCAGGGGGUGGAGCUGGUGGAGGAGUAGGUGGUGGUGUAGGUGGUGGGGCUGGUGGAGGUGUAGGAGGAGGAGCCCGAGGAGGCGCUGGCAGAGGUGUUGGAGGUGGGGCCGGUGGCGGAAAAAGGGGUGGAGCAGAUGGUGGCUUUGGGAAAGGUGGAGGUAUAGGAGGUGGUGCAGGUGGUGGUUUUGGGGCUGGAGGAGGUUUUGGUGGAGGGCAUGGGGGAUUUGGUAAGGGUGGAGGAGUUGGCGCGGGCGGUGGAUUCGGAGGCCGGACUAGUCCUAGAAUUGGACGUCGCAAAUUGUGA
Messenger RNA from Coffea arabica (coffee), 624 nucleotides. The record is from RefSeq and is a predicted model, not a curated record. NCBI's taxonomy places the organism in Eukaryota, Viridiplantae, Streptophyta, Magnoliopsida, Gentianales, Rubiaceae.